Messenger RNA from Colletotrichum spaethianum, 216 nucleotides. RefSeq lists its product as uncharacterized. The coding region runs from base 1 to 216 and encodes 71 amino acids. NCBI's taxonomy places the organism in Eukaryota, Fungi, Ascomycota, Sordariomycetes, Glomerellales, Glomerellaceae. The record is from RefSeq and is a predicted model, not a curated record. The transcript has a single exon.
AUGGCCCCGCACCUGCCAGAACCAUCGCUAGCGAAGGAUCCUCGCAUCACAAUCGGAUUGGACUCUGAUGACCCUGCAGGAAACAAGGCAUCGUUCCCCUCCACUUGGAUGGGGUCCUCGAGCGUCGACUAUUCGCUGCACGAGCAACCUGUCGUGCGUGUGCCGUAUGCACGUCUGCAACGUGCGUCUGACAAAUGCGCCAGCAAGGAAGACUAA